AUGAGCUCGUUCCUCCAGUACAAGCUCGUGCUCCUCGGCGAGCUGGCGGUGGGCAAGCUGCUGAUUGUCCACCGGUUCGUCAAGAACACCUUCGACGACAUGCGCGAGCUGACCAUCGGCGCCGCCUUCCUCACCCAGCUGGUGACGCUUAGCGACGGCACCACCGUCAAAUUCGAGAUCUGGGACACCGCCGGCCAGGAGAGAUAUAAGAGUCUUGCCCCGAUGUACUACCGCCACCUGAACGCUGCCCUCUGUGUCUAUGACGUCACCCUGGCGGCGCUGUUUGAGCGGGCUAAGGACUGGAUCGAGGAAUUGCACAAACUUGCCCCUAAAGAUAUCGUGAUUGCUCUCGUUGGCAAUAAAAACGAUUUAGACGGCCAACAGGUGGACCAGGCGACCGUUGAAGAGUACGUGGCAACGCUUCCGGGCCAGGUGAUCGUCACUACCUGUUCGGCGAAAACCGGGAGUGGAGUCCAGGAGAUCUUCACCGCCAUCGCCGAGAAGUUGCCGAAAGAGGCACCGCUGCUGCUGCUGCCGCGAGGCGCCCAGCUGGGGGUCAACUUGGACCGCCGCCCGCAGCCCCAGCUGGGUUGCUGCUAG
Messenger RNA from Diutina rugosa, 600 nucleotides. RefSeq names its product Rab family GTPase (gene YPT52). Gene Ontology annotation, molecular function: GTP binding; GTPase activity. Lineage: Eukaryota; Fungi; Ascomycota; Pichiomycetes; Serinales; Debaryomycetaceae. The record is from RefSeq and is a predicted model, not a curated record. The transcript has a single exon. The coding region runs from base 1 to 600 and encodes 199 amino acids.